AUGGUAAGUAAUGACAGUAAGGUACAGUAUAAUGACAGUAAGGUACUGGGUAAUGACAGUAAGGUACAGGGUAAUGACAGUAAGGUACUGGGUAAUGACAGUAAGGUACAGGGUAAUGACAGUAAGGUACUGGGUAAUGGCAGUAAGGUACAGGGUAAUGACAGUAAGGUACAGGGUAAUGACAAUAAGGUACUGGGUAAUGGCAGUAAGGUACAGAGUAAGGGCAGUAAGGUACUGGGUAAUGGCAGUAAGGUACUGGGUAAUGACAGUAAGGUACAGGGUAAUGACAGUAAGGUACUGGGUAAUGACAGUAAGGUACAGGGUAAUGACAGUAAGGUACUGGGUAAUGGCAGUAAGGUACAGGGUAAUGACAGUAAGGUACAGGGUAAUGACAGUAAGGUACUGGGUAAUGGCAGUAAGGUACAGAGUAAGGGCAGUAAGGUACUGGGUAAUGGCAGUAAGGUACUGGGUAAUGACAGUAAGGUACAGGGUAAUGGAAGUAACGUACUGGGUAAUGACAGUAACGUACUGGGUAAUGACAGUAAGGUACAGGGUAAUGACAGUAAGGUACGGGAUAAUUAUGGUAAGGUACUGGGUAAUGACGGUAAGGUACUGAGUAAUGACAGUAAGGUACUGGGUAAUGACAGUAAGAUACAGGGUAAUGACAGUAAGGUACUGGGUAAUGGCAGUAAGGUACAGGGUAAUGACAGUAAGGUACAGGGUAAUGACAGUAAGGUACUGGGUAAUGACAGUAAGGUACUGGGUAAUGGCAGUAAGGUACUGGGUAAUGACAGUAAGGUACAGGGUAAGGGCAGUAAGGUACUGGGUAAUGACAGUAAGGUACUGGGUAAUGACAGUAAGGUACAGGGUAAUGACAGUAAGGUACUGGGUAAUGGCAGUAAGGUACUGGGUAAUGACAGCAAGGUACAGGGUAAUGACAGUAAGGUACGGGGUAAUGAUGGUAAGGUACUGGGUAAUGACAGUAAGGUACAGGGUAAUGACAGUAAGGUAUGGGGUAAUGAUGGUAAGGUACUGGGUAAUGACAGUAAGGUACAGGGUAAUGACAGUAAGGUACUGGGUAAUGACAGCAAGGUACAGGGUAAUAACAGUAAGGUACAGGGUAAUGACAGUAAGGUACAGAGUAAUGAUGGUAAGGUACAGGAUAAUGACAGUAAGGUACAGAGUAAUGACAGUAAGGUACUGGGUAAUGACAGUAAGAUAAAGUGUAAUGACAGUAAGGUACUGGGUAAUGACAGUAAGGUACGGGGUAAUGACAGUAAGGUACAGGGUAAUGACAGUAAGGUACUGGGUAAUGACAGUAAGGUACAGGGUAAUGAUAGUAAGGUACUGGGUAAUGGCAGUAAGGUACAGUGUAAUGACAGUAAGGCACUGGGUAAUGACAGUAAGGUACAGGGUAAUGACAGUAAGGUACUGGGUAAUGGCAUUAAGGUACAGGGCAAUGAUGGUAAGGUACAGGAUAAUGACAGUAAGGUACAGAGUAAUGACAGUAAGGUACUGGGUAAUGACAGUAAGGUACAGGGUAAUGACAGUAAGGUACUGGCUAAUAGCAGUAAGGUACAGGGUAAUGACAGUAAGGUACAGGGCAAUGACAGUAAGGUACAGGGUAAUGGCAGUAAGGUACAGGGUAAGGGCAGUAAGGUACUAGGUAAUGGCAGUAAGGUACUGGGUAAUGACAGUAAGGUACAGGGUAAUGACAGUAAGGUACUGGGUAAUGGCAGUAACGUACUGGGUAAUGACAGUAAGGUACAGGGUAAUGACAGUAAGGUACGGGAUAAUGAUGGUAAGGUACUGGGUAAUGACAGUAAGGUACAGGGUAAUGACAGUAAGGUACGGGGUAAUGAUGGUAAGGUACUGGGUAAUGACAGUAAGGUACAGGGUAAUGACAGUAAGGUACUGGGUAAUGACAGUAAGGUACAGGGUAAUGACAGUAAGGUACUGGGUAAUGGUAGUAAGGUACAGGGUAAUGACAGUAAGGUACUGGGUAAUGACAGUAAGAUACUGGGUAAUGACAGUAAGGUACUGGGUAAUGGCAGUAAGGUACAGGGUAAGGGCAGUAAGGUACUGGGUAAUGACAGUAAGGUACUGGGUAAUGACAGCAAGGUACAGGGUAAUGACAGUAAGGUACGGGGUAAUGAUGGUAAGGUACUGGGUAAUGACAGUAAGGUACAGGGUAAUGACAGUAAGGUACUGGGUAAUGGCAGUAAGGUACUGGGUAAUGACAGCAAGGUACAGGGUAAUGACAGUAAGGUACGGGGUAAUGAUGGUAAGGUACUGGGUAAUGACAGUAAGGUACAGGGUAAUGACAGUAAGAUACGGGGUAAUGAUGGUAAGGUACAGGGUAAUGAUGGUAAGGUACUGGGUAAUGACAGUAAGGUACAGGGUAAUGACAGUAAGGUACGGGGUAAUGAUGGUAAGGUACAGGGUAAUGACAGUAAGGUACUGGGUAAUGACAGUAAGGUACGGGGUAAUGAUGGUAAGGUACAGGGUAAUGACAGUAAGGUACAGGAUAAUGACAGUAAGGUACAGAGUAAUGACAGUAAGGUACAGGGUAAUGACAGUAAGGUACAGGAUAAUGACAGUAAGGUACAGAGUAAUGACGGUAAGGUACUGGGUAAUGGCAUUAAGGUACUGGGCAAUGAUGGUAAGGUACAGAGUAAGGGCAGUAAAGUACUGGGUAAUGACAGUAAGGUACAGGGUAAUGACAAUAAGGUACGGGGUAAUGACAGUAAGGUACAGGGUAAGGGCAGUAAGGUACUGGGUAAUGACAGUAAGGUACUGGGUAAUGACGGUAAGGUACGGGGUAAUGACGGUAAGGUACAGGGUAAUGACAGUAAAGUACAGGAUAAUGACAGUAAGGUACAGAGUAAUGACAGUAAGGUACAGGGUAAUGACAGUAAGGUACAGGAUAAUGAUAGUAAGGUACAGAGUAAUGACGGUAAGGUACUGGGUAAUGGCAUUAAGGUACUGAGUAAUGAUGGUAAGGUACAGGGUAAUGACAGUAAGGUACUGGGUAAUGACAGUAAGGUAAAGGGUAAUGACAGUAAGGUACAAGGUAAUGACAGUAAGGUACAGGGUAAUGACAGUAAGGUAAAGGGUAAUGACAGUAAGGUACACGGUAAUGACAGUAAGGUAUGGGGUAAUGACAGUAAGGUAAAGGGUAAUGACAGUAAGGUACAAGGUAAUGACAGUAAGGUACAGGGUAAUGACAGUAAGGUACAGAGUAAUGACAGUAAGGUACAGGGUAAUGACAGUAAGGUACAAGGUAAUGACAGUAAAUUACAGGGUAAUGACAGUAAGGUGCAGGGCAAUGACAUUAAGGUACUGGGUAAUGGCAUUAAGGUACUGGGUAAUGAUGGUAAGGUACAGGGUAAGGGCAGUAAGGUACAGGGUAAUGACAGUAAGGUACUGGGUAAUGGCAUUAGGGUACUGGGUAAUGAUGGUAAGGUACAGGGUAAGGGCAGUAAGGUACAGGGUAAUGACAGUAAGGUAAAGGGUAAUGACAGUAAGGUACAGGGUAAUGACAGUAAGGUACAGAGUAAUGACAGUAAGGUACUGGGUAAUGACAGUAAGGUACAGAGUAAUGACAGUAAGGUACAAGGUAAUGGCAGUAAGGUACAGUGUAAUGACAGUAAGGUGCAGGGCAAUGACAUUAAGGUAAAGGAUAAUGACAGUAAUGUACAGGGUAAUGACAGUAAGGUACAGGGUAAUGACAGUAAUGUACAGGGUAAUGACAGUAAGGUACUGGGUAAUGACAGUAAGGUACAGGGUAAUGACAGUAAGGUACGUGGUAAUGACAGUAAGGUAAAGGGUAAUGACAGUAAGGUACAAGGUAAUGACAAUAAGGCACAGGGUAAUGACAGUAAGGUACUGCGUAAUGACAGUAAGGUACAGGGUAAUAACAGUAAGGUAAUGGGUAAUGACAGUAAGGUACAGAGUAAUGACAGUAAGGUACAGGGUAAUGACAGUAAGGUACAGAGUAAUGAUGGUAAGGUACAGGGUAAUGACAGGAAGGUACUGGGUAAUGACAGUAAGGUACAGAGUAAUGACCGUAAGGUACUGGGUAAUGACAGUAAGGUACUGGGUUAUGACAGGAAGGUACAGGAUAAUGACAGUAAGGUACUGGGUAAUGACAAUAAGGUACAGAGUAGUGAUGGUAAGGUACUGGGUAAUGACAGUAAGGUACAGAGUAAUGACGGUAAGGUACUGGGUAAUGACAGUAAGGUACAGAGUAAUGAUGGUAAGGUACUGGGUAAUGAUGGUAAGGUACAGGAUAAUGACAGUAAGGUACAGGGUAAUGACAGUAAGGUACUGGAUAAUGACAGUAAGGUACAGAGUAAUGACAGUGAGGUACAGGGUAAUGAUGGUAAGGUACAGGAUAAUGACAGUAAGGUACAGAGUAAUGACAGUAAGGUACUGGGUAAUGAUGGUAAGGUGCAGGGUAAGGGCAGUAAGGUACAGGGUAAUGGCAGCAAGGUACAGGGCAAUGACAUUAAGGUAAAUGAUAAUGACAGUAAGGUAUGGGGUAAUGACAGUAAGGUACAGAGUAAUGACAGGAAGGUACUGGGUAAUGAUGAUAAGGUACAGGGUAAUGACAGUAAGGUACAGGGUAAUGACAGUAAGGUACAGGGUAAUGACAGUAAGGUACAGAGUAAUGACAGUAAGGUACGGGGUAAUGACAGUAAGGUACAGGGUAAUGACAGUAAGGAACAGGGUAAUGACAGUAAGGUACUGGGUAAUGACAGUAAGGUACUGGGUAAUGGCAGUAAGGUACGGGGUAAUGACAGUAAGGUACUGGGUAAUGACAGGAAGGUACUGGGUAAUGGCAGUAAAGUACAGGGUAAUGACAGUAACGUAUGGGGUAAUGAUGGUAAGGUACUGCAUAAUGACAGGAAGGUACAGGGUAAUAACAGUAAGGUACAGGGUAAUGACAGUAAGGUACGGGGUAAUGAUGGUAAGGUACAGGAUAAUGACUGUAAGGUACAGAGUAAUGACAGUAAGGUACAGGGCAAUGACAUUAAGGUAAAGGAUAAUGACAGUAAGGUACGGGGUAAUGACAGUAAGGUACAAGGUAAUGACAGUAUGGUACUGGGUAAUGACAGUAUGGUACUGGAUAAUGACAGUAAGGUACUGGGUAAGGGCAGUAAGGUACAGGGUAAUGACAGUAAGGUAAAGGGUAAUGACAGUAAGGUACAGGGUAAUGGCAGUAAGGUACAGGGUAAUGACAGUAACGUACGGGGUAAUGAUGGUAACGUACUGCGUAAUGACAGGAAGGUACAGGGUAAUGACAGUAAGGUACAGGUUAAUGACAGUAAGGUAUACAGUAAUGACAGUAAGGUACAGGGUAAUGACAGUAUGGUACUGGAUAAUGAUGGUAAGGUACAGUGUAAUGACAGUAAGGUACAGGGUAAUGACAGUAAGGUACAGGGUAAAAACAGUAAGGUAUGGGGUAAUGACGAACUCAACUGCCCAAAUCAGGUCAGUGUUGUGAAACAGUGGCAGGUGGAAACCCCAAGUUAA
Messenger RNA from Protopterus annectens (West African lungfish), 5538 nucleotides. Its product is annotated as trimeric autotransporter adhesin AtaA-like. Lineage: Eukaryota; Metazoa; Chordata; Ceratodontiformes; Protopteridae. The record is from RefSeq and is a predicted model, not a curated record. Bases 1 to 5538 code for a protein of 1845 amino acids. The transcript is spliced from 3 exons.